AUGGGGCUGCCUACUCUGGAAUUCAGCGAUUCCUACUUGGAUAGCCCGGAUUUCAGAGAGCGCCUGCAGUGUCACGAGAUUGAGCUCGAACGAACCAACAAGUUCAUUAAGGAGCUCAUUAAGGACGGCUCUCUGCUCAUCGGGGCUCUGAGGAAUCUGUCUAUAGCAGUACAGAAAUUUUCCCAGUCACUACAAGAUUUCCAGUUUGAAUGCAUUGGCGAUGCUGAAACAGAUGAUGAAAUUAGUAUUGCUCAGUCAUUAAAAGAAUUUGCAAGGCUACUCAUUGCAGUAGAAGAAGAAAGGAGAAGACUGAUUCAAAAUGCUAAUGAUGUAUUAAUUGCACCACUUGAGAAAUUUCGAAAAGAACAGAUAGGUGCAGCAAAAGAUGGAAAGAAGAAAUUUGACAAGGAGAGUGAAAAAUACUAUUCUAUUCUUGACAAGCAUUUAAAUUUAUCUGCAAAGAAAAAGGAGUCUCAUUUGCAGGAGGCAGAUACACAGAUUGACCGAGAACAUCAAAACUUCUAUGAAGCAUCACUAGAAUAUGUCUUUAAAAUUCAAGAGGUUCAAGAAAAAAAGAAAUUUGAAUUUGUUGAACCGCUUUUGUCAUUCCUUCAGGGCUUAUUUACUUUUUAUCAUGAGGGAUAUGAACUCGCACAGGAAUUCGCACCAUAUAAGCAACAGCUGCAGUUCAACUUACAGAAUACAAGAAAUAAUUUUGAAAGUACUCGUCAAGAGGUAGAGCGGUUGAUGCAAAGAAUGAAAUCUGCCAACCAAGAUUACAGACCACCCAGCCAGUGGACGAUGGAAGGCUAUCUGUAUGUCCAAGAAAAACGACCACUUGGUUUUACCUGGAUUAAACAUUAUUGUACAUAUGAUAAGGGAAGUAAAACAUUUACAAUGAGCGUUUCAGAAAUGAAAUCCAGUGGGAAAAUGAAUGGCCUCGUUACUAGCUCACCAGAAAUGUUUAAAUUAAAAUCGUGUAUCCGACGAAAGACAGAUUCCAUUGACAAGCGAUUCUGCUUUGACAUAGAAGUAGUUGAAAGGCAUGGGAUCAUCACAUUGCAGGCCUUUUCAGAAGCUAAUAGGAAACUUUGGCUUGAAGCCAUGGAUGGAAAGGAACCAAUUUACACUCUGCCUGCCAUUAUUAGCAAGAAAGAAGAAAUGUACUUAAAUGAAGCAGGGUUCAACUUUGUGAGAAAAUGCAUUCAAGCUGUGGAAACAAGAGGCAUCACCAUUUUAGGCCUCUACCGAAUAGGAGGUGUGAACUCCAAAGUUCAGAAACUCAUGAAUACCACAUUUUCUCCAAAAUCCCCUCCUGAUAUUGAUAUUGAUAUUGAACUAUGGGACAAUAAGACAAUAACAAGUGGGCUGAAAAACUACCUCAGGUGCCUUGCUGAACCACUGAUGACUUACAAGUUGCACAAAGAUUUUAUUGUUGCUGUUAAAUCUGAUGACCAAAACUACCGGGUAGAAGCUGUACAUGCCUUGGUGCACAAAUUACCAGAGAAAAACCGAGAGAUGCUGGACAUCUUAAUAAAGCACUUGGUCAAAGUAUCACUACAUAGCCAACAAAAUCUUAUGACUGUCUCAAAUCUUGGUGUCAUAUUUGGCCCAACUCUAAUGAGAGCACAGGAAGAAACUGUGGCUGCCAUGAUGAAUAUUAAAUUUCAGAAUAUAGUGGUUGAAAUCCUGAUUGAACACUAUGAAAAGAUUUUUCAUACUGCUCCAGACCCAAGCAUUCCCCUUCCUCAGCCUCAGUCGCGAUCUGGAUCCCGGAGGACACGUGCAAUCUGCCUCUCUACAGGGUCUCGAAAGCCCAGAGGGAGGUACACUCCAUGCUUGGCUGAACCAGAUAGUGACUCCUAUAGCAGCAGCCCUGACAGUACACCCAUGGGUAGCAUCGAGUCACUCUCCUCUCACUCUUCUGAACAAAACAGCACUCCAAAGUCUACUUCCUGCCAGCCCAGGGAGAAAUCUGGUGGGAUUCCUUGGAUUGCAUCCCCAUCACCUGCCAAUGGACAGAAAAGCCUUGGUCUCUGGACAACUAGUCCUGAAUCGAGUUCUAGAGAAGAUGCAACCAAAACGGAUGCAGAAUCAGAUAGCCAGAGUGUAGCCUCAGUCACCAGCCCAGGGGACAUUUCUCCACCAAUCGACCUGGUCAAGAAAGGACCUUAUGGGCUAUCGGGACUGAAGAGAACCUCAGCUUCCUCCCUCAGAUCCAUCUCUGCAGCUGAAGGAAACAAGAGCUACAGUGGAUCCAUUCAAAGCUUAACUUCCAUAGGUUCCAAAGAGACCCCCAAAGCCCCACCAAACCCAGACCUACCUCCAAAAAUGUGCAGGAGGUUAAGGUUAGACAACACCUCAAGCAAUGGCUAUCAGCGACCUGGCUCAGUAGUGGCAGCAAAAGCCCAGCUGUUUGAAAAUGUUGGAUCAGUUAAGCCAGUUUCUUCUGGGCGCCAAGCCAAAGCCAUGUAUUCCUGUAAAGCAGAGCACAGCCAUGAGCUCUCCUUCCCGCAGGGGGCGAUAUUUUCUAAUGUGUACCCAUCAGUGGAACCAGGAUGGUUAAAGGCAACUUAUGAAGGCAAAACAGGACUAGUCCCAGAAAAUUAUGUUGUCUUCCUCUAA
Molecule: messenger RNA, 2625 nt
Organism: Orycteropus afer afer
Lineage: Eukaryota; Metazoa; Chordata; Mammalia; Tubulidentata; Orycteropodidae
Gene: ARHGAP42
Product: Rho GTPase activating protein 42
Exons: 24
Coding region: 1-2625 (874 amino acids)
Biological process (GO): signal transduction
Cellular component (GO): cytoplasm
Molecular function (GO): GTPase activator activity; protein binding
Source: RefSeq, a predicted model, not a curated record